Messenger RNA from Sesamum indicum (sesame), 1241 nucleotides. The record is from RefSeq and is a predicted model, not a curated record. Lineage: Eukaryota; Viridiplantae; Streptophyta; Magnoliopsida; Lamiales; Pedaliaceae.
GUCUUUUCACACUCACCUAAUCAGUGCACAAGUUGCUAGCUGGCUUACACAAACCAUAAUCAUUCACAUUCUCUUUGUAAUCUCUUUGCUCCUGUUGCUCAACUCGUAGAGCAAUUGCAACAAAGAUCAGAAUGGCAGUAGCAGCUUAUGCCUCUCUUCUUUCUCUUUCCCAUGUCUUGGAGAAUAUCCAGCAUCCCGCUCGCCGGACUCGCCUUCAUCUUGACUCCAACCAAGUUCAAACCCUGCACCAAAAAGUUCAGUUCUUGCUGGAAUUUCUUGAAGUUGAUUCUGGGAGAAUAAGCCAAGAAACGGAAGAUCUGGCAAGACAGAUCGCUAUUCUUGCUGAUGAAGCAGAAGAUGUCAUUGACUUACAUGUCGUAUAUCAACUUGGUGAGGGAUCUCGAGAUAAAAGUCAGGAUAUGGCAGCACUCUCAUCUUCCUAUCAAGAUAUACACAAAGUAAUCCAAAAGAUUGACUCCAUCAUGAACGAGUUGGGGAUGAUCCGAAAGGAGAGCACCGAUGUCUCAAAACAACAACCGGUAGUUUCUGUGCCUGAUAGUUCAUCCACAGCAUUUACUUCCAGUGGCAAGAGUAGUACCAUUGUCGGAUUUGAUGAGCACUUGGUUCGAGUCAUGAACGAGCUCACUGGAUAUGAACGUGAUCUCCAAAUCAUCCCAAUAAUUGGGAUGGGAGGUAUUGAAAUAAAUGUGUCGCUAAACAUCACCUUCCCCACUUCACUCAAGAAAUUGACUUUGUCAAAUUGUUGUAUUCCUUGGGAGGAGAUGACGGUUUUUGGUUCUGUUUUGCCCAAUCUUGAAAAGCUUAAAUUGUACCAUAGUGCAUGCAAGGGAUCUGAGUGGAGUCCAGUUGAAGGGCAAUUUCCUCGAUUGAAAGUCCUAAUCAUAUGGAAUAAUAUCCUGGUGAGGUGGAGAGCAGAAAGUAUACACUUCCCCAAUCUUGAGAGACUUCAUCUUUCCAGUAUGCAGUGUUUGGAGGAGAUCCCUUCGGGUAUUGGAGAUAUACCCACUCUCCUCUCAAUUGAUCUCUAUGAUUGCAGCGAUUCUUGCGUCAAUUCGGCAAAGCAAAUAUUGGAGGAACAACAAAGCUUCGGAAAUGAGACCCUCCAACUUUAUGUUGGUUAAAAACUAGUCAGUGUUACUCAAUAAUACUACUUCACUUUUACAAUUUAUGUAAGAGGAGUAGCUCAAUCAAAUGCCCAAACUUUUUUUAGAAUUUAUCAU